AUGCCUGUCAUUAUCCGAAAAGAAGGAAGGAAGGAAGGUCCCCUGGGCGUCAUGUACGUGGAAGUUAACGGGGCGAAUUUCCUCAACACUGGCUGCUACACCACCACCGUGGGAGAAAACCUCUUCGACAUUGGGAUCAUUUUUGCUGCGAACAUCAACUAUGACGUUCCCGCUCAACGAGCCGUCCUUCACUUGAACCAAAAUGUCACCACGGUCCUCCAAAACGCUAAUGUGUACGUGAAGCCACUGCAAGACAAGGGAAUCAAGGUUCUCCUCUCCAUCCUCGGAAACCACCAAGGGGCCGGAGUUUGCAACUUCCCCGAUGAGACAGCAGCCAGAGACUUUGCCACCCAGUUAAACCAAGCGGUCCGAUUAUUCGACUUGGAUGGGAUUGACUUCGAUGACGAGUAUGCGGAUUAUGGAAACAACGGGACAGGGCAGCCGAACGCAUUCUCGUUCAUCUAUCUCCUCCGAGAACUUCGAACUUUGAUGCCCGACAAGAUCAUCUCUUUUUAUUACUACGGCCCGGCGACGUCUAGAUUGUCAUAUCAGGGGCUGAUCGCUGGAGACUACCUGGACUACAGCUGGAAUUCGAUUUAUGGAACCUACAGCGUUCCAAACGUUCCCGGCUUGACGCAAAGGGCGCAACUGGGGCCUGCUGCUGUGAAUGUGAGGGCGACCUCUGGUGGCACCGCGCAAAAUUUGGCGACGCAAACGGUCAACGAUGGUUAUGGGAUUUACCUCUACUACGACUUGCCAAACACGGAUAUCAACACGUAUCUGUCCGGAAUAUCAGAGAGGUUGCAUGGAGUUGGGAGCACAUUGACAGGUGGAUGUCUUCGACCAUGGCCGCCGACCGGAAAAACUGAGAAAGUGUGUGCAUGUGCCGGUAAGGAAAAACCGGCAGAUGAAAAAUGA
Folsomia candida is the source of this 918-nucleotide messenger RNA. Its product is annotated as endo-beta-N-acetylglucosaminidase H-like. The transcript has a single exon. Bases 1 to 918 code for a protein of 305 amino acids. Gene Ontology annotation, biological process: carbohydrate metabolic process. The record is from RefSeq and is a predicted model, not a curated record. Lineage: Eukaryota; Metazoa; Arthropoda; Collembola; Entomobryomorpha; Isotomidae. Gene Ontology annotation, molecular function: hydrolase activity, hydrolyzing O-glycosyl compounds.